ACCGCUGAAAAGCAAUCUCAACAGGCUCAGCUAAGGUUAAAUGGCUCUAAGUAAUAUAACAUCAAAAUAUCGCUGUAUAAAUUCUAUCACAACAUGUUCUUAUCAUUAUAAAAAGUAUUUUCUGAACCUUCCUUGUUCAAGCUUCCCUUCGAGGUAUCCUGGAGAUGCAAAAUGCGCUUCACAGAGAGAGUUGCGGGUCAGACCACUUCAUCAGUCACCCUUGUAUUUUUACCAUGGAAAUUUAAGGAUCAAUUUGGAACAGAAGAGAAAUAAAAGUGGAAGAGAAACAUUCAAACCCGAACGUUUGAUACAUGACCCUAUAAGCCUAGAGGAAAAUCUAUCUGUGUUAGAUCAGUUGGAUGAAAGCAGCGAUUCAGAUCUAUUUUUCGAAAGUUCUUGCAAAGAAAGAAAGGAUGAUUUUCUCAUAAGCGAAAAGAAAGUUAAAAGAACUGAAAAAAGGAAUAAUGUCAUAGAUGAAGCUGCGAACAUUGCUGAAAUCGAUGUACUUCUCUUUUGUGGAAAUGUUGAUGGUGCAAUGCAGGUGUUCAACAGAUGUCGCAGGAAAGGACAUAAGUUUGAUAUAUCAAUCUUCAAUAUGAUAUUGCAUGGUUUUGCCGCGCAGAAAAAGGUCCUUGAUUUCCAAGUGUUUUACCACAACAUGAACGCUGAUAAUAUGAAGGCAAACAUGCAGACCUACGCUGCAUUAUUUGAGAUGUACGGACAAAUGAAAGACACAAAGAUGUUAAAUGAAAUUUGUGAAAAAAUGGCUCGACAAGGUUAUGACAUUAGACAGUUGUUCGCAAAGACUAUCCUUACCAAAGAUCAAGCAAGACGCGUACUGGAAGCCUUGCGCCUUAUCCAUCCGAACUACGAGGCAACAAUAAAUGAAAUUAAAGACAGUGCAAAUAUUUCCCCUUUGGUGAAAUCUUUUUAUAAGAGAGAUAAGUCGAGCGGGUCUAUGCUUUUACAUCGUCCUUCAACUGACAGCUCGUUCGGACGAGAGUUAUCGAAGUUACUUGAAAGACAGCUAAAUCAGGAAAAAGUCGGCUUUCGAAUUAUGAAGUCUGUUGAAAAGAAGAAGAAAGCUACCGAAGGACACGACCGCGCGGAAAAAGCGAGCUUUAUAGAGUUACAAAACGGAUGGAAAAAGAAACUGUCCGAAGCUAUAGAGAAAGAAAUUGAACUCGUGAAAGCUAAUAAUAAAGGUAAUAAACGAAGCAAGAGUGGUCCUUUUACUCGUAUCAUGACGCCAUGUGACGAGUAUGCUGAUAUUGCAGUCGAAACGAUGACUGGGCCGGUGUGCAGUCAGUCCUAUGGAACACCGCUGAACUAUCUUUGCUGGCUCGUGGGGACGCAAGUGUUCUACCGUUACGCAAUCAAGCACAAGGAGAAAUCGGGAGUCGUCGAUAAGAUCAGAGGUAUGUAUGGAAAUUUUGCUGAAUCCGCUUGCAAUGGCCAAGCGGAAACAACGAUGAAUGCGCGUGAGAUGUGGUUACAACUGGAAGCAUCUAAACCCUACGAAGGUUCAAUCUAUUGUGACGUUCCAGUUUGGCCUUCAUCGAUCAGAGUAUUGGUUGGCUGCACUCUCAUAGACAUGUUGAUAAAAGAAUCAAAAAUCGAUGCGAAUAUGUUCAAAAAUAAGAAAGAGAAACGUGUACCCGCGUUCUUUCAUACGUACGAAUACGAACAUACAACAGUUUCUGGCUACAUCAAGGCUCAUCCAUCUGUAAUCAAACUUUACCAAGACCACGUGAGUAAUAGUGGUGAUAUCUCUAUUCCGUCAAGUAAACUACCAAUGUUCGUUCCUCCGCGACCAUGGACUUCAAUCACCGAUGGCGGACAUCUUCUCUUUUCCGUUCAGUUAGCCAGAGGUCAGGACAAGUCGACAGAAAACCUUUCCGCGUUGGCAGAGGCGGACAGAACUUCAAAAUUGAAUGCGAUCUACGACUCACUAAACUGCUUGGGAAUGUGUGGAUGGAGGGUGAAUGGAAAGAUACUUGACAUCAUGAUAGAUAUAUUUAACGAUAAAGGAAGCGAACAGUUGGAAAUUCCCGGUCCUGAUUUACCCAAAUUACCGGAGUUUACACAGGAGCUAAAAGAAAAUGCCGAAUUGUAUACGGCAUUCUUGAAGCAGAAAUCGAACGCGAAGAAAGAGCUACACGAAUCACAUUCGCUAAGAAUGGCCAUGUUGUAUCACCUUUCAGUUGCAAACCACUUUAGAGAUUGCACUUUCUGGAUGCCUUGCAACCUUGAUUUUCGAGGCAGGGCCUAUCCUAUACCACCUUACGGCAGCCACGUUGGUGACGACACUACCAGAGGGAUGUUGCAUUUUGCUACAGGAAAGCCAUUGGGUCGCAAUGGAUUGGAUUGGCUCAAGAUUCAUUUGGUCAAUUUGCAUGGUCAGCUAAAAAAGGCGACUUUGCGUGAACGAAUCGAGUUUGCGGACCAACAUUUAGAUGAUAUUCACGAUUCUGCCGAUAGACCGUUGACGGGCAGACGGUGGUGGCAGACAGCAGAUGAAAAAUGGCAGGUGUUAGCGACCUGCAUGGAAAUCUCAAACGCGAUCCGUUCGGGUGAUCCAGAGAACUUCGUCUCGCAUUUGCCCGUCCAUCAAGACGGUUCCUGUAACGGUCUGCAGCAUUAUGCAGCGCUGGGACGUGACGAAUAUGGCGGAAAACAAGUUAAUGUUCUCCCAUCAGAUAGGCCAGAAGAUGUGUACACUGAGGUUGCCAAAUUAGUGGAGAAGAUGUGCGAACAAGAUGCUUCUAAUGGCGUCGAGAUUGCCCAAGAAUUGGCGGGCAAAGUAAGCCGUAAGGUGGUCAAGCAGACUGUGAUGACGUUGGUCUACGGCGUUACAUUUAUAGGUGGUCGUCGACAGAUCAGUGGACAACUGGAUGAUUUGGGCCUGCCACAGUAUGUUGUGUGGAAGGGUUCAUCUUAUUUAACGAGAAAUGUGUUUGAAAGCAUAAGAGAAAUGUUCCGUGCGGCUAAAGACAUCCAGGAUUGGUUUACAAACGCCGCAGCUCAGAUAUCGUUGAGCGGACAUUGCGUGGACUGGGUCACACCGUUGAACCUUCCCGUGAUGCAAUCGUAUCAGAGAAUGACAAAACGAGAAGUGAGUACACCGCUGCAGCUUAUCAAGAUUCGGGUUCCCGCGCGAGAAAUGUUACCUAACCUCGUGAAACAGAAGGGAGGCUUCCCGCCAAACUUUAUACAUUCGUUGGACUCCUGUCAUAUGAUGCUUACAGCGUUGUACUGCCAGAAACAUGGGUUGACAUUUACGUCGGUGCACGAUAGCUUCUGGACGCAUGCGCGCGACGUUGAUACUAUGAAUAGAAUAUGCAGAGAGCAGUUCGUCUCUUUACAUAGUCAGCCCAUACUCGAGGAUCUUCGAGAUCAUUUUGUUAAAAGUUUGAAAAGGAAAGGAUGCGUCGACCAUUACGUAAUUCAACUCGUGAAAAUGUUCAAUUUGAUCCACUGCCAGACAGAGGCUCCCUUAAUUUGCAUGACGUCCUCCACUCAACAUACUUUUUUAGUUAAUACAACGUCGUGCAAAUGUCAGUUAACUGAUUGCAAGAAAACAAAAUGAUGCACGGAUCGAUCGAUUGAUGGUAAACACCUUCAGAAUUGUAAAUAUAAUUUAUACCAUUACCUCGGUUAGUGGCGAAGAAUAAAUGCCCAACGUUGAAAGGAUUCCAUUUGAUAUUUCGGGAUUUUGCAACCGAAGAUUCACUCUUUGUUGAAACUUCUCAUUCGUAAGUAUACGUACCCUGGCUGAAGAAGAUUGUUGCUGUGUGCAAUCUUGCAUCGCGUGGAGAACUUUAUCAUUUUACUCGAUUUUAUUUCAAAGCACAACUCGUUUGUAAAAUCGCAUCUAUGUUUAUAGUAUGAGCUUGAGUGAACAAAGAUUAAACUAUAUCUUAUGAGAACAAACAUUAAACUAGAACAUCCUUACUGGAAAGAAAAAA
Molecule: messenger RNA, 3968 nt
Organism: Xenia sp. Carnegie-2017
Lineage: Eukaryota; Metazoa; Cnidaria; Anthozoa; Malacalcyonacea; Xeniidae
Product: DNA-directed RNA polymerase, mitochondrial-like
Exons: 16
Coding region: 41-3589 (1182 amino acids)
Biological process (GO): mitochondrial transcription
Cellular component (GO): mitochondrial DNA-directed RNA polymerase complex
Molecular function (GO): protein binding; mitochondrial promoter sequence-specific DNA binding; DNA-directed RNA polymerase activity
Source: RefSeq, a predicted model, not a curated record